GAAGAAGAUUAAUACUGGUUGCUCGUAGCGACAACUGGGCGUCAUAAACAACCUUCUUAUUUCUUUAGUUAGCCUGCCAAGUUCGCGUUUUUUAAAUCACUUCAGAGUAACUUUAGCCUUUUCAACCUUAGAUCACCAGUCGUACGUUUCCAGGUGGGAAGACCAUUUUAUGGAAGUUCCGAUAUUCCUGUGAGUUCAGUUUAGCCUAUGGCAGAGCUGCAUAUUAUUGGCCAGAUCAUAGGAGCCAGCGGAUUUCCUCAGAGCAGUCUCUUUUGCAAGUGGGGGGUCCAUACAGGUGGAGCAUGGAGACUCUUGUCGGGUCUCAGGGAGGGUCAGACCCAGGUAGAUUUCCCACAGACUGGAGAAAUGGCACAUUGGAGUCACCCAAUUGACCUCCAUUAUACCACCAAGGGCCUUCAGGGUUGGCCUAAACUGCAUAUUCAGGUGUGGCACCAGGACUCAUUUGGCCGGUGUGAACUCUACGGUUAUGGAUACUGCCAUAUACCAUCCAGCCCAGGCCACCACCGCUUGCAGUGUGCAACAUGGCGCCCCCUAGGAUCCUGGCAGGAACAGCUGGCCCAGAUGUUUGUCGGUGGUGGACCACAGCUGCGAUCGCCGGACCUCAUUUAUAGUGGUGCAGACCGAUACCGUCUUCACACGGUAGCGAUGGGUGUCGUAGAGGUGGAACUGGGUAUCAUUUUGCGUCAUUUCGACAGAUACGGCAUUGAAAGCUGAGAACAUGGUCUAUGUGGAUGCCAUGCCGAGAAGACAUUCCACCACCACGGAGACGGAUAAUAUUGGUCGUGAAGAUUAAUUAAAAUACAAGAAUGCCUUUGGGCAGCAUGUAUUAUGACUAACCCUAGAGGGUUAUAUAAUAUCUGAAACACAAAUGCUCAGUUUAAAGAGUCAUGGUACUGCAAAGGUGCUUGGCUACUUUCCUUAAGUAACAUCCAGGGGCCCUACAGAGAUAUUUGUAAGCCAUUUAUGCCUUUUUGUCACGACUGAUCAUGUUUUUAUGUAAACUUUGUAUAACCUGAGAACUUUUAAGAUGUAUAACCUGUUAAAAGUAUAGAGACAAAUUUCUACAGCAUUGUUUUAUUGUGUUUUUAAAUGCUAAAUGUUUAUGUAAUAAAAGUGUUUAAGAGCCCAA
This is a messenger RNA of Clupea harengus (Atlantic herring), 1150 nucleotides long. It is a transcript of the gene b9d2, whose product is annotated as B9 domain containing 2. Gene Ontology annotation, biological process: cilium assembly. NCBI's taxonomy places the organism in Eukaryota, Metazoa, Chordata, Actinopteri, Clupeiformes, Clupeidae. Gene Ontology annotation, cellular component: MKS complex. The record is from RefSeq and is a predicted model, not a curated record.